CGGCAGCAGGAUUUGGCUUCCAGUCCUUCAGAACUUCCCUCCCGAGGCGAGAGGGAAGGGCUCCCAGCACGGAGGGGUGAAUGCACUCCUGGGACCUCAGCCUGAGGAACACUUUCAGCUCCUUUAGAAAGGCGGCAGCUCUGUGAGACCACAGUGUUCCCAGCUUGAAAUCCUGGGACAAAAGGGGCAGGGAACCUUCCAGAGCCCAGUGCUGCUGUGGGGAAACAGCUCUGCCUCUGCUUGGGAGCUGGACGAGCCCCUGGGGAAUUGUCUUUAAUUGGUGAAUAGAAAAAUAAUUUGGAAAAGGAGUCAGUGCAGGGUUCUGGGAACUCGAUGUUGAUGGGGCAGAGAGGUGGUUUGGUCUCUUGUGAAUGAGGAGCUGCCUUGGGAUUCUCUGUGGCAGGUGGCUCCGGAGCGCGUUGAGGCUCCGCGUGGCGGCUCCGCGGGCCGGCCCUGCGCACGCCCUCGCUCCCGGGUGGAUCGCCACGAGCCGCAAAGCUGCUGUCCACGUGGACUGGUGCUGAAAUCUCCCGCCCGGCCGCCGCCAGAGCCUCGCCAGCCAAGCCCAGAGACAUGGCCACCAACGGCACCAAAGUGGCGGACGGACAGAUCUCCACCGAGGUCGACGCCUCCAUCACCAACGACAAGCCCAAAACCUUGGUAGUAAAAGUGCAGAAGAAGAAGACGGACCUUCCAGACCGAGACACUUGGAAAGGGAAAUUUGACUUUCUUAUGUCCUGUGUAGGUUAUGCCAUUGGCUUAGGGAAUGUGUGGAGAUUUCCGUACCUGUGUGGCAAGAACGGUGGAGGUGCAUUCCUGAUUCCCUAUUUCCUUACUUUAAUUUUUGCUGGAGUGCCACUGUUCCUUUUGGAGUGUUCCCUUGGUCAGUAUACAUCUAUAGGAGGCCUUGGAGUGUGGAAGCUUGCUCCGAUGUUCAAAGGUGUGGGACUGGCUGCUGCAGUCCUGUCCUUUUGGCUAAAUAUUUACUACAUUGUGAUUAUUUCGUGGGCCAUAUACUACCUAUAUAAUUCCUUUACAACUACCCUUCCUUGGAAACACUGUGAGAACCCCUGGAACACCGACCGCUGCUUCUCCAACUACACCUUAGCAAACACCACCAACAUGACAAGUGCCGUGGUGGAGUUCUGGGAACGCAACAUGCACCAAAUGACCGACGGCUUGGAAAAGCCCGGGCAAAUCCGAUGGCCACUGGCAAUCACCCUGGCAAUUGCCUGGAUUCUGGUGUAUUUUUGUAUCUGGAAGGGGGUAGGCUGGACUGGAAAGGUGGUAUAUUUCUCUGCUACUUAUCCCUAUGUUAUGCUGCUUAUCUUGUUCUUCCGUGGUGUAACACUGCCUGGAGCAAAGGAAGGCAUUUUAUUCUAUAUAACUCCCAACUUCAGUAAGCUUUCAGACUCUGAGGUUUGGCUGGAUGCUGCCACACAGAUUUUCUUCUCCUACGGGUUGGGUCUUGGUUCACUGAUUGCCCUUGGAAGUUACAACCCUUUCCACAAUAAUGUUUACAGGGACUCCAUCAUAGUGUGCUGCAUAAACUCAUGCACGAGCAUGUUUGCUGGCUUUGUCAUCUUCUCCAUUGUGGGAUUCAUGGCCAAUGUCACAAAGAGGCCAAUUGCAGAUGUUGCAGCAUCAGGCCCUGGACUGGCAUUUCUGGCUUACCCAGAGGCAGUGACACAGCUGCCCAUCUCCCCUUUGUGGGCAAUACUCUUCUUCUCCAUGCUGCUCAUGCUUGGCAUUGACAGUCAGUUCUGCACCGUGGAAGGGUUCAUCACUGCCCUGGUGGACGAGUUCCCCAAGCUGCUGCGCAACCGCCGCGAGCUCUUCAUCGCCGUGGUGUGCAUCGUGUCCUACGUGAUAGGGCUGUCCAACAUCACUCAGGGUGGAAUCUAUGUGUUUAAGCUUUUUGACUACUACUCUGCCAGUGGAAUGAGUCUCUUGUUCCUUGUAUUCUUUGAGUGCAUCUCGAUAUCCUGGUGCUAUGGUGUUAAUAGAUUUUAUGACAACAUCCAAGAGAUGGUGGGAUACAGACCCUGCAUCUGGUGGAAACUCUGCUGGUCCUUUUUCACUCCUAUCAUUGUGGCAGGAGUGUUCAUCUUCAGUGCUGUGCAGAUGACCCCGCUGACCAUGGGGAGCUACGUGUUCCCAAAAUGGGGCCAGGGGGUGGGCUGGUUCAUGGCCCUGUCCUCUAUGGUGCUGAUACCCGGCUACAUGGCAUACAUGUUCCUAACCCUGAAAGGCUCCCUAAAACAGCGCAUCCAAGUGAUGAUUCAGCCAAGUGAAGACAUCACCCACCCUGAGAAUGGGCCAGACCAGGCCCAACAGAGCAACUCUGCCAACAAAGAAGCCUACAUCUAAACUCCUCUCUCGUCCAAGUACCGCUCCUCCUCCAGAAAAACAAAAAAUAUGGUUGAAUAUGACCACAAAUUCACAUCUGAGAAUAUAAUUACCUACCUCUAGUGGCAAAAAAAAAAAAAAUACAUAUUAAAAAAAAAAGAGGAAAAAAAAAAAAAGCAACAAGGUCAUCUCCACUCCGAGGGAAUCGCCAUGGGUUCGAUCCAGCUGUCGCGAGCUCAGAUGUUUGACAGUGUUUUUGUGUUCUCCAGCAAUCCACAGACUGUUAAUGUUUUUAUCCUUUCACAAUGAUAGUUGCAUACCUUGGAAUUUGUAAAUUGAUGUGCCAAGACCUUUUUAAUCUACCUUUUAGCACGACUAUUUGAAGUUUUGUGCUGCUGAUUUUUAGUAGUUGAUCACUAUUUCUUACCGCUGAAUCCCAAGACUGUUAUUUCUGACUUUGCAGGAGUAAAAUUUAGUUUGGAGUUGUUUUGUACAAAGAGAACGGAGUAUUUUGUAAACAAGUAAUUUCCAGUGCAAAAGUCUGCCCUUAAAAUUUGUUCCAGCUGAGGCCAUUUGAGGGGGGAAGAGACUCUUCCUUCAAUUAACAGCAAGCACAGCCUUUAUAAACACUCCCAGUGCAAAAAUUGAGUUGUUUGUGGCAGAGCAGCCCAGGCCAACAACAAAGGCUGGCUGUGCUCAGCCUUUCAGGGUGACUUUCAAACAAGGUCAUAAAUUUCUUUAAAAUUACAUAUCUUGCUUCUUAUAAAAAGAAGAUAUCUUUGUGAAUCAAUGUUAGAGGCAUAAAUACGACUUUUAACUUUUUUAGCAAAGUAAUAGCCAAGAGCUCUUACAGAUUCCCAGGAGUAAAAUACAAAGUAUUUGCCAUUCAAGCUCAGACUCCCUGAGCUUUUAUCAUGCUGUUAUCACUCUACUAUUACUGCAUUGCCACCAAAAUAGAAACCAAAACAACGGCUUAAAGAUCGAAGUGAGUUCCAAUGUAGGGCUCGACUGAACCUGCUAGAGAACUUCCCCGGUUCCCAACCCCAAACUCCGCGUGGUCGGCACUUUGAGAGCAGUGGGAUUUCCAUUUCCAGGGGCCGGGUGGUGCUGAGGGCACGAGGGAGAGCUCUUUGAUCCCGAUGCAAUCCCGCUCUGGGCUCCGUCCUGCGUUUGCCACGCGGCCAGAGAGCCCGGCCAGCCCCUGGAAGUUUUCCCUGUGUGGGGAAUGCAGCGGGAGCCCCGCUUGGCAUUUCUCGUUUGGCAGCUAUAAGACAGGCACGGAGGCUUUUUUUUUUUUUUUUUUUGGGAGGGUGAUGUUUGAUUGUAAAUGACUGUGACAGAACUGUGCAAUGAAAACAUGCUUUUCAGCAAACUUUUUUGUGCACCGUACAAUGUUAGAUAGCACAAUUUAUGUAGAACUACUACGUGGAAAAAAAAAAACAUGUUACCUGUGAAUGUUGGGUUUUUCGUUGUUCUCGUCUGAAGGUGACAAACAUGUUCUUGCAAUAAGGUAUUAUUCUCAGAAUGUCAAGCACAUUAUGUAGAAAUAAUAUAUAUAUAUAAUACACAUGUAUUUCAAACUACAUCCUAAACUCUCAGAGUACGUUGGGUAGGUUUUAAACUGUUUCAUACCUAGGUCAAAUGUAAAAUACUACAAGAUCUAAGCUCCAUCCUAAACGGCCAUAGCUGAGAUGCAAACGUCCUGUAAGUCUUUGGGAUUUAGAGGAACCCCUACAUCCUACACAGACAUCACACGUGAUACAUCAUACUUGUGAAUUUCAUUAGACUAAGGAUAAAAACUCCGACUUUCUCUUUAUUGUUUAAUGUAACCGAGUCCCAUGUUGUUCUAAGAAAAAUGCAGUAUUUAAUGUUUGAUUGUAAACAAUUAUGACAGAUGUUUGACAGACCUGCUCUUUAGCAAAAAGCUGUACAAACGUUAUCACAUAGCACAAACUAGUGUUGUAGAACUACUGUGUGUAAACUGUGAAUAGCUGUAUCUUUUUUGUAGUACUUGCCCUGAAAAAGAAAGAUUAUUGUAUGAUCAUAUAUGCUUUUUGCAAUAAGGAAAUAUCCAACACCAAGCAAAUCUAUCUCUAUAUAAAAAUAUAUAUGUAAUAUAUACAUAUUCAAAAAUAUAUACAGAGCCUGUUUAAAAGAGUACAGUAUUAUUUAGUAAAUUGCAACCUGUUCUAUGGACCAAAUGUAAAAUAUUUAUAAAUUAAGAUGCAUUUUAAAUGUCUAUAAACGGUGUCAUAAUUAAAGCACGAUUGUUAUGUAAGUUUCCAAGAGUUUAGAGGAAAAAGAAUAAAGGUUAUAUUAUACAUUAAA
This is a messenger RNA of Motacilla alba alba, 4677 nucleotides long. RefSeq names its product solute carrier family 6 member 1 (gene SLC6A1). NCBI's taxonomy places the organism in Eukaryota, Metazoa, Chordata, Aves, Passeriformes, Motacillidae. Bases 574 to 2370 code for a protein of 598 amino acids. The transcript is spliced from 15 exons. Gene Ontology annotation, biological process: sodium ion transmembrane transport; neurotransmitter transport. Gene Ontology annotation, molecular function: gamma-aminobutyric acid:sodium:chloride symporter activity. Gene Ontology annotation, cellular component: cell surface; axon; plasma membrane. The record is from RefSeq and is a predicted model, not a curated record.